UUGUUAGCUCCUUUCAAGGGAUGGAUGACAUGGUGGUGAAAGACUCAGUCUCGGUCCUCCUGAAGUGUACUCAGGAGUCUGUGAAGGUGGCCUCAGAGAAAUUCAUGGUAAUGAGGACAGGGGAGGCUCACUAAGUUAAUAGUUUGGACUUGAGAAGAGCAGAGUUGCUGACUUGCACUCUCCUAAGGUGGAAGGGACAAGUAGGUGUUCAGAUCUGUAGAAGGUAAGUGGAUAGUCCAGUCAGUUAUACACCAGACCGCAUUCCCAGUAAGGUUGAUUUAAUCACUGAUGGGCAAGAGAGGCCUUAGAAAAUCUUUAUUGCUUUAAAUAAUGUGUAAGUUUGUUGGUGUUGUGGGAAAUAGCAGACAUGCCAUUUGAUAGACAUAUUGGCUGUUUAUGUAUCUUAUUAUAACCUUCAAAAUGUUGGCAAGUUGAAAAGUAUAUCAAUAAAAAUGCCUCCAAAGUAGUAAAUAGGUAAAACUCUUUCAAACAAAUUUAUAACUUGCUCUUAUAGGAGUGUGGGUGCUCGUGAUCUUAAUGUGUAUGCUGUUAGGGGGUUAAUUGUGACCCUGCAAUAUUUAUGUGUUGAAGUCCUAACAGCCAGUACCUCACAGUACAACUUAUUUGGAAAUGGGGUCAAUGCAGAUGUAGUUAGUUAAGAUGAGGUCAUUAGGGUGGACCUUAAUCCAGUAUAAUUGGUGUCCUUAUAAAAAGGGGAAAUUUAGAUGCUGAGAUAUGCAGGGCAUGGGGGGAGAUGAUGUGAACAGACAUAGGGAGAAGACAACCAUCCACAAGCUGAGAAGCACAGCCUGGAAGAGAUCCUUCCCUCACAGCCCUCAGAAGGAGCUAGCUACCUGAUACCUUGAGUUUGGAUUUCCAAUUUCCAGAACCAUAAGACGCCAGUACAGGCUACUCUGUCAUCUUUGAAGAUGUUAGAUGUGGGAAAGUGGCCAAUUUUUUCCCUUUGUUCUGAGGAAGAACUACAGUUAAUUCGUCAGGCUUGUGUCUUUGGCAGUGCUGGCAAUGAAGUUUUAUACACUACAGUAAAUGAUGAGAUUUUUGUGCUUGGCACAAACUGCUGUGGCUGUUUGGGGUUAGGUGACGUCCAGAGCACCAUUGAACCUCGGAGACUGGAUUCUUUAAAUGGCAAAAAAAUAGCCUGCCUCAGCUAUGGGAGUGGUCCACAUAUUGUCCUUGCAACAACAGAAGGAGAAGUCUUUACCUGGGGUCAUAAUGCUUAUAGCCAGCUGGGCAAUGGGACAACUAAUCAUGGUUUAGUGCCCUGUCAUAUCUCUACUAAUUUGUCAAACAAACAAGUCAUUGAAGUUGCCUGUGGGUCUUACCAUUCUUUGGUGCUAACAUCUGAUGGAGAGGUAUUUGCCUGGGGUUAUAAUAACUCUGGGCAGGUAGGAUCUGGAUCAACAGUUAAUCAGCCAAUCCCUCGAAGAGUCACUGGCUGCCUACAGAAUAAAGUAGUUGUGACCAUAGCAUGUGGGCAGAUGUGCUGCAUGGCAGUAGUAGACACAGGGGAGGUCUAUGUCUGGGGUUACAACGGAAACGGGCAGCUCGGACUUGGCAACAGUGGCAACCAGCCAACCCCUUGCAGAGUGGCAGCUUUGCAAGGCAUCCGUGUCCAGCGGGUCGCCUGUGGCUACGCACACACAUUAGUAUUAACAGAUGAAGGCCAAGUGUAUGCUUGGGGCGCCAAUUCUUAUGGGCAGUUGGGCACUGGCAAUAAAAGCAACCAGUCCUAUCCUACUCCUGUCACUGUGGAAAAGGACAGGAUUAUCGAGAUUGCAGCCUGUCACUCCACACACACGUCUGCGGCCAAGACGCAGGGUGGGCACGUGUACAUGUGGGGCCAGUGCCGGGGUCAGUCCGUGAUUCUCCCGCACCUCACCCACUUCUCCUGCACCGACGACGUGUUUGCCUGCUUUGCCACUCCCGCCGUCACGUGGCGCCUCCUCUCCGUAGAACCUGAUGACCACCUCACGGUGGCUGAGUCACUGAAGAGGGAAUUUGAUAACCCGGACACUGCAGACCUGAAGUUUCUAGUUGAUGGAAAGUACAUUUAUGCACAUAAAGUCCUUCUCAAGAUUCGAUGUGAGCAUUUUCGUUCGUCAUUGGAAGAUAACGAGGAUGAUAUUGUAGAAAUGAGUGAAUUUUCAUAUCCUGUUUACCGGGCCUUCCUGGAAUACCUGUACACAGACAGCAUCAGCCUUUCUCCUGAGGAGGCAGUAGGACUGCUAGACUUGGCUACGUUUUAUAGAGAAAAUCGUUUGAAAAAGCUCUGCCAACAAACUAUCAAGCAAGGCAUCUGCGAGGAGAACGCCAUCGCUCUGCUCUCGGCUGCGGUGAAGUAUGACGCCCAGGAUUUAGAAGAAUUCUGCUUCAGGUUUUGCAUAAACCAUCUGACCGUAGUAACACAAACAUCAGGUUUUGCAGAAAUGGACCAUGAUCUCCUGAAGAACUUUAUCAGCAAAGCAAGCAGAGUUGGAGCCUUUAAAAAUUGAUCCCAUCUGCAGGAAAGGAGUUUUUGAGCCUUUCCUUUUCCCCUGCAAAAGCCAGAGAUGAAUCACUUCUCUUUAAUUAAUAGUAUGUAUGAUGAGCUACGUUUGGCUGAGUACUUGUAUCUGUCAAAAGAAGGAUGGUGGUGAGUGGUCUUCGUCUGCCUAAACCCAGAGUUUAUGUAGAAAGCAUUGACUGUUCUGAUCAGAUGUGACUAAGGUCAAGGAAAAAAAAUUGAAAUAUCUUAUUUACCAUUUCCUCUUCUGAGUCACUUAAAUUGGACACCUUUGGUACCCUGGUCUCUGUAUAUGCUAGUCUGGCCCAAAUGUUCCAUUAUUCAGCUGGCUGAUACCACAUAGAUAGCUUGACAAGGAGUGCUGUCCUUACCACAUUUUCAGCACUCAGCACAGUGCCUUGUGUAUAAUAGGCACUCAAUUUAUUAUAAAUCUUCAGCAUGUCCUGAGAACAGCUUUAGUUGUGGAAUACUGGGGGAAGGAAUAACUUUCACAAAAUAAACUUAAAACAGCUUGUAAUUAUUGAGGUUCAUAUUCUUCUGGUAUAUCAUUCUGAGAAAUUGUGGCUAAUUUAGAACAUUGUUUAGAAUUCACAAAAGGCCUUGGCAAUUAAAUUGUCAGAGGCCCAAGGGCUAAUUUUAAUUUUCUUUUUACUUGGAGUCAUUCAUUAAUCUCUCACAUGGGAUUAUGGAGUAUGAAGUAUUAUCUUUGAAUGAAAUGCCUUGGCUGAUCUGCCUUACAUAAUCACAUAAGGUCCUUUGAUUUUCUUUGUGUUAAGAGGGAUUUGCCUCCGUAAAUGAAAAUGACAAUGUGCUUUUCUUGUAUUUGACUUUCAUGUCACUAUAAAAUAGGUCUCUUAACCUGGCACCAGUAUAACUAUAAAGCACUAGCUGAGAAGGAACUGAUACUUACAUUUCAUGGACAGCAUUAACAAGAAUGAGGUAAAUUUAUACUUUUUAGAUUAAAACAAAUUACCUAAUUGCAAAAGAGAAACUGGAAUGGAACAUAGUCUCAGAUUCUUCUAAUGUGUAUCUCACAAUAUCAUGUAAUGUAAAGAAAACCCUUUUGGAAUUAGAAUUCUUGUUCUGAUGCUGAACUAUUUGGUAAUAAAGUGCUUAUUUGCAGAUAACAGAACAAA
This is a messenger RNA of Symphalangus syndactylus (siamang), 3660 nucleotides long. It is a transcript of the gene RCBTB2, whose product is annotated as RCC1 and BTB domain containing protein 2. Gene Ontology annotation, molecular function: protein binding. The record is from RefSeq and is a predicted model, not a curated record. Lineage: Eukaryota; Metazoa; Chordata; Mammalia; Primates; Hylobatidae.